GUAGUGUAUAUUCUGCCUUCGUUUAUCCAAGAAUCUAUUAAUCAGUUUAUUCUGUUCUAACGUUUCCAUUUCAAAUUUCAUUUUACCCAUAAAAAGUGAAAAAUGGAUACGACCACAGUCAACCGUGCAAAAGCGACAUCUACUGAUUGGACCUGUUGUUGCAGCCUACAAUUUGCUCAAUUGUUGUAUGAAAUCACCGCUAUAUAUCAAGUAAAUCUGAUAUACUGACUGAAUGUUUAGCUACAGCACUCAUAUCCAUGUAACAGUUACAGUUGUAUUUUUCAAACCUGAAUUUCGAUGACGAAAAAUAAAACCUUCUUGGAGACAAGAUUUACCCAAAGUUGCAAUGGACUACUCCACUUUGAAAAGCUGGCGCGUAGCACAUCACGUUGGCGGAGAGUCGGAAGAAGCCGGCGGUUCCUGACGCGCCCAAACACCUGGUGACGCCGGGAGGCGUUAUCACAACUAACACGGGAUACAUGAGUCUGACUGCCUGGUGGCCUCCCCAUCCAUGCAGUUGAGGGAGCAGUUGGAUGCUCAAUGCUCCACACAAAUCCAGCAUCUGGUGAUACACAGAAGAAUAAGAAACACACUGUAGCAAGCUGUGAUGAUAGUGUCUCCCAUACUGACUGUCACUGUACUGUGCUAGUAUUAUAUUUAUAGUAACAUUACAGCUUUCAGGCCUACUCAGAAAUCAGACAUAAGUUCAGAGCUGCUGUUUGCACAAAGAAAGAUCGCUGUAUAGACCCUGACACAACAGCAACUUAAAAGAUGUCUAACUCUUGUGACUACUGUGAGCAAAAGAUGUCUAACUAUUGUGACACCUGUGAUCGUGAAGUUUGUGGCAAACAUUCUGCACAGUACCACGAGGAUGGCUCCUGUACCUUUGGAAAAAAAGACAGAAGUUACGAGCUACGUGCUGAACUCACCAGACAGCAGAAGAAUGGUGAGUUUGUGGACGUGGUGGUGGAGAUAGAAGGCAGGGAGUUCCCUUGUCACCGGGCCGUGUUGGCGGUCACGCCGUACUUUCAAACCAUGUUUUCCUCAAACCUUGCGGAAAGCAAGGCGAAGGUUAUAACACUACAUGAUAUUGAUUCUGGCAGCUUUUCCAAGAUUCUCGACUUCGUGUACACGGGAGAAAUCUUGAUUGGUGAAGACGACGUCCAAGACAUUCUGCAGGCAGCACACAUGCUGCAAGCUGAGGAUGUCCUAGAGUGCUGCCAAAAGUUCAUUGUAAAGAACCUUUGCCCAUCCAACUGUGUGGGUGUCAUGUGCCUUGCCGAUAUGUAUGGCUUGUGUAGUUUGAAAACGACAGCAAGAAGCAAGGCGGUGUCUCAGUUCUCAGAGGUUGGACGAUGUGAGGAGUUUCUGAGCCUUUCAACACAGCAGCUGUUGGAUCUACUCGAAGACAAGGAGCUGCGAGUUGAGAAUGAAGACGACGUUGUCCUUUCCAUGAUACGAUGGCUCGACCAUGAACCAGAAAGCCGCAAGACUGAGGUAUCCAGAAUUCUGCCAGUGAUUUGCUUAUCUCGUGUAAGGGUCAGUGUGCUUGAGAAGCUUGAGGUCCACCCUGCGAUACCAAAGUCACCUGGAUGUCUUGCCAAAAUCACAGAUGCAAAGGAGGGACAUUUCAGUGGCUCACCUAAGCUGAUGGCGGACACAGGAAGAGAGGAAGAUGGAAGAAAACCCAGUUGUGGGAUUUCAGACGAACUGGCAAUAAUUGUAGGUGGUUGGAAGGCAGUCACUCAAGCGCUUUACAGUGAAAAUCCCACAACACCGACGCCUCUCCAAAGCAUUAUUUGUAUGGAUAUAGAUCGUGAUCAAUGCUACCAUGUCACUGACCUUCCGACACCCAUCGUUGGAUGCAUGAGUGUCGCAAGUGCAGGACGAUACUUGUACGUGACAGGAGGGCGCGCCCUGUCUUUCCUUCACCCAGACCCUGGCGGCAGCAACAUUCCAUCCAAACAAGCCUUUCGGUACGACUUUGCUACGGACACUUGGAAGAGGUUACCCGACAUACCUCGCGACAGGGCAGGGCACCAGUCUGCCAUUGUUGAAGGAAAGCUCUACCUGGUUGGAGGCGACACUGCGGCGACGUUGUUUAACAUGUUCAGUAUAGAGUGUUUCGAUAUUGAAGCAGAAGCAUGGAUACAGCCACCCAAAGUGCCUGCUAUCAUCCCGUCACCUAACCUGAAGGUGAUAGCAUGUGGGGGUAAGGUUAUGCUCAUUCAGGGACUUAAAAAGAAGAGAAGGUUCUGUGUCCAUGCCUUAGAUGUUAAAACUCAACGUUGGACUUAUGCCAGCAGGCAUGCUUCAGCCAGGAACUUAGAUGCGGAUAUCAGAGCAACAACUGUUGAUAACAAGGUUCAUUUCUUUGUUGAAAGGUAUGUCUUUGCAGAUGUCUACACCUAUGAUGUUGACAAGGAAACCCCAUCUAUUGAAGAGGAGAAGCGGAAUACAGAAGAUGUCAAAGAGGAGCUUCACUUAGUUCACGGGGUAUGCAGGAGACGCAAGCACUAUGUCAAAGGGCAGAAGAGUAUCAUCAACACCAUAUCAAGAAAAAACUAUGAACUGCUUGCAGGGAAGGACAUAACUUACUACCAUGUAAACGGACACAAGAGACGGACCCUUCCCUUUGCCUUGUUUGGCCACAGAUUCCUUGCAGCUAAGAAAAGUCAUGUUGGAUGGUACUGCAGGGACCAGCUAGAAAAAGUGGAGGAGCAGGAACUGCAGGAUUUGUUAAGAUAUUAUGAUACAAGCUCAGAUGAUGACUGCGACUACGACUGAGUCCCAGACAUAAUCUUAGGUUUGUCUGUUUCUUCAUAUAUAUUUGCCAUCGCUGUUAAUGAAGCCUGGCCUUUUGACAAGUUACUGGGGAAGGUGCUUGUAUUAAUGGCAAGAACAGUUGCCUGUUUAUCAUAGACUGUCAGACAAACUAUGCAGCAGAGAUUUUUACAAGAAGAACCCCUGUAUUUGUAGCCUGCCUAGCUACAGUGUACUUUGAGACAACUUGGGUACCUUUUACUGGCAUUUCUUACUUAUGUUGGUUACAAUUUCAAUGUUUAUGAUUUUAUUCCAUGUAUAUAUAACGUUACAUAUUUACCUUGCCCAAAGUGAUGAUUUAAGCAAUGUAUUUUUUAGCUUCUACUAGUUUUAGCUUUAGUAUAAUCUAUAUAAUGUAAGUUCUAUAGGUUGACUUGUUUACAUUUUGGUCUAAAAAGUCGUCUGCGUAUUAUUACAUACUAAAUUCUGACAUUGUUUCUAUAUGUAUACCAAUCGAGGGUAGAAAAACAAGUGCCUGUAACGCCUUCAACAUUUUAACAAACUGUGUAUGAGCUCAUAUCUCCACUGGUAUGAAAAGUUAAGUGGAGUAUUAAAGGUCUUUAGAAUACUUAAAAGACUCCUCUUAUACAGAAUGAGGCCUGUUACUUUCAUUCGCUAUGUCAUUUUUAAUGUCUGUUCUCUAGGGGUUUGCUGACAGAUCUCUCUACUGUACAUAUAGCUAGCCCUGAAAUAAAAACCAGUUUUACUUUUAGCAU
Messenger RNA from Branchiostoma floridae (Florida lancelet), 3539 nucleotides. RefSeq names its product kelch-like protein 2. The transcript has 2 exons. Lineage: Eukaryota; Metazoa; Chordata; Leptocardii; Amphioxiformes; Branchiostomatidae. Gene Ontology annotation, molecular function: protein binding. The record is from RefSeq and is a predicted model, not a curated record. Bases 772 to 2787 code for a protein of 671 amino acids.